Molecule: messenger RNA, 1395 nt
Organism: Abrus precatorius (Indian licorice)
Lineage: Eukaryota; Viridiplantae; Streptophyta; Magnoliopsida; Fabales; Fabaceae
Product: DAR GTPase 2, mitochondrial
Exons: 9
Coding region: 265-1395 (376 amino acids)
Cellular component (GO): mitochondrion
Molecular function (GO): GTP binding; GTPase activity
Source: RefSeq, a predicted model, not a curated record
AAGUGGGGAGCAUUCUUAUUCUUCUUUCUCUGAAUCCUUAUCUACUCAACGUUGGAGCGGUGGUGAUUGCAAAAAACGUCCUUGCAUAAGUGUUUGAACGCCUAAAAGCAAGUUAUUUUCAGCAACACCUCUCACAAUCAAAGACACAAUCAUGAUGGACUAGGUUCUAAUGCCACGAAUAAUGAUUCCAGAUUGGCAAUUGCGGAGUUUGAUUACAAAGUUUUUGCUGCACAAAAACUGCCUUAAUUUCUACAUUCAAUUGCAAUGGCAGCAAUGCAUUUCGGUAGACGAAUUGGCACCGCAGCAAAGGAAAAACUCGGAAAGCAGAAAAACAUUCGAGCACCAUGGCAUGAUUCAUUUAUGGCUGCUGUUUCUCGUGCCAUCGCAGAAAGGAUUCCUAUGGUGGAUCUUAUUGUCCAUGUCAGAGACGCAAGGAUUCCUUUGUCUUCUGAAUGUGAGUUAAUCCAAAACUACACCAUAUCUUCUUUGAAGCAAAUUAUAGUGCUGAACAAAAUGGAUCUUGCUGGUCCAUCGGCUUUGCAGGCAUGGAUGGAAUAUUUUAGGGAAAGGAACUACAUAUCUUGUGGGGUCAAUGCUCAUAACAAGGAAAGUAUCAAACAGUUUCUAAGCCUAAUACAACGCCAGGUGAGAAAAUUGAGGGGAACUGAUCAUGCUAAUUAUACUGCGACAGUAAUGUUAAUUGGGAUUCCAAAUGUUGGUAAGUCGGCACUUACCAAUGCCUUGCAUCAAGUGGGGAGAAUCACUGCUGCAGAGAAAGGAAAGUUAAAGCAUGCGACUGUGGGUCCAGAGCCUGGGGAGACUAAAGAUAUACGAAGUUAUAAGAUUGGUAGCCAUCCCAAUAUUUACGUGUUAGACACUCCCGCUGUUUUAUCUCCCAAGGUUCCCGAUGUUGAUGUCUUAUCUAAAUUAAUUUUAACAGGAGCAAUUGGGGAUUGUUUUGUCGGAAGACAAGAAAUUGCGCAAUAUUUUCUAGCUAUUCACAACUCCAGUGAGCAAUACAAGAAAUGGGAAAAAUUAUCUACAAAGGAUAAUGAAAGAUUUUUCCCUAACCGUGCAACAGAAUGUUUGACUAACUCUGAGUUGCACAUGAAGCAGAAGAACCAAAUCCCUGCAGAUCACACACAGGACUGCAUAGUGCAGGAUGUUCGACGAACACUUUAUGAAACAAUUUCAUCUUUUGAAGGCAAUAUAAAAUGUGAAGAUGAAAUGGAAGCGCUUAUUGUAACGCAGUUUACUGCCUUGCAGGAAGCUUUCCACGUUCCUACUGAAUUUGAAGAUGCUCAAGACAAGGUUGCCGGGAAGUUGCUUAAUCUUUUCCGUACGGGCCGUCUUGGACAUUAUAUUUUGGAUCAUCUUCCCUCGAAUAUUCACUGA